GUUAUUUUUCAGUCUUAGAAAUCCAGCCCCAGGUGUGCAUUAGAGCGUGCAUUAGAGAGAAACCUGCACCUGUGUUUGCAAGUCUCCCAAUGACGAAAGAGCAUUACAACUCAUUUUAGAAGGACUGUAUAAAAGAGACCAAGAACAACACACUUCAUCUUGAACAAAGACAGCAGUUUUAGCAUGGAGUGGAACGGAAGGUUGCUGGUCCAGUUGUUAAUGCUAGUGUGUGUGUUGGAGGUUAGCCUUUGCCAGCACUGGUCAUAUGGUUGGCUUCCUGGUGGAAAGAGAAGUGUUGGUGAAGUGGAGGCAACAUUUAGGAUGAUGGAUGCUGGUGAUGCAGUACUGUCCAUUCCUGCAGACACUCCAAUGGAGCGGCUUUCACCGAUACACAUAGUGAAUGAGGUGGACUCUGAAGGUUUGCCUCUGAAAGAACAGAGAUUUCCCAACAGACGAGGAAGAAUGUAAAAGCAUAAAAGAUGAAGAUAAACCCUUGGAGCCAAUGAGAAUAAAUUUAAGUUUUAUGCCAUGGGAACAGCAUGUUUUAUUGAGUUGAAAUAUCCUCCUCAUAUGGUUUUAAUAAAUAUACUGCAUUGGAGGCACAUAGC
This is a messenger RNA of Onychostoma macrolepis, 608 nucleotides long. It is a transcript of the gene gnrh3, whose product is annotated as gonadotropin-releasing hormone 3. The record is from RefSeq and is a predicted model, not a curated record. Gene Ontology annotation, molecular function: hormone activity. The coding region runs from base 184 to 468 and encodes 94 amino acids. Gene Ontology annotation, biological process: multicellular organism development. NCBI's taxonomy places the organism in Eukaryota, Metazoa, Chordata, Actinopteri, Cypriniformes, Cyprinidae. The transcript is spliced from 4 exons. Gene Ontology annotation, cellular component: extracellular region.